AUUCGUCCAUGACCCUCAAGCGAGAGCUUCCUGUGGCUUUUGAACGGAGUCUGUGAGGAUGGCGGCAAACGAGCUGGUUUUCUUUGUGAACGGCAAGAAGGUGGUGGAGAAGAAUGCAGACCCAGAAACAACUCUGCUGGUUUAUCUUCGCAGAAAGCUGGGUUUGAAUGGGACCAAACUGGGCUGUGGAACAGGAUUCUGCGGAGCCUGCACCGUGAUGCUGUCCAAGUUUGACCGGCUACAGAACAAAGUUGUCCACUUCACUGCCAAUGCUUGCCUGGCCCCCAUCUGCGCCCUGCACCAUGUCGCUGUGACGACUGUGGAAGGGAUCGGAAGCACCAAGACCAAACUGCAUCCUGUGCAGGAGAGGAUUUCCAAAAGCCACGGCUCCCAGUGCGGGUUCUGCACCCCAGGCAUCGUCAUGAGCAUGUACACGCUGCUCCGGAAUAACCCCGAGCCCUCCAUGGAGGAGAUAGAGAAUGCUUUCCAAGGGAACCUGUGCCGCUGCACGGGAUACAGACCCAUCCUGGAGGGUUUCAGGACCUUUGCUAAAGACAGAGGAUGCUGUGGGGGAAAGGGGAAGGACCCAAACUGCUGCCUGAACAAAGAGGAAAAGAGUACGGUCACACUCUCGCCAUCCUUGUUCAAUCCUGGAGAAUUCCUGCCCUUAGAUCCCACUCAGGAGCCCAUCUUCCCACCGGAGCUGCUGCUGCUCAAAGACGCCCCUCGGAGGCAGCUACGUUUCCAGGGGGAGCGCGUCACAUGGAUCCAGGCGGCCACCCUGGAGGAGCUGCUGGACCUCAAAGCUCAGCACUCGGAUGCCGUGCUGGUGGUGGGGAACACCAGAGUGGGGAUUGAGAUGAAGUUUGGCAACAAGGUGUUCCCGAUCAUAAUUUGUCCGGCCUGGAUCCCCGAGUUGAAUGCUGUGGAGCAUGGAACAGAGGGCAUCUCCUUUGGGGCCUCCUGUACACUGAGCUCCUUGGAGGAGACACUGGAAGCAGCCGUGGCCACUCUCCCUGCCCACAAGACGGAGGUGUUCCAGGGCAUCCUGGAGCAGAUGCGCUGGUUUUCUGGGAAGCAGGUCAAAUCUGUCGCAUCCAUCGGAGGGAACGUCAUAGCUGCCAGUCCGAAUUCAGACUUCAACCCCGUGUUCAUGGCGAGUGGAGCCAAACUGACGCUGGUGUCCAAAGGAAAGAGAAGAACCGUCCGGAUGGACCAAACAUUCUUUACUGGCUUCAGAAAGAUGAUCCUCACCCCACAGGAGAUACUGCUCUCCAUUGAGAUCCCCUACAGCCAAAAGAAUGAAUACUUCUCAGCUUUCAAGCAAAUCUCCCGCCAUGAUGAAGAUUUUGCCAAGGUGACCUGUGGAAUGAGGGUCCAGUUUAAGCAGGAUACCACUCAGGUACAGAAGCUGGAGAUGAGCUUUGGCGGACUGGGAGAUAAAACCCUUCAGGCCCUGGAGACCAGCAGAAAGCAGACGGGAAGAUUUUGGGAUGAGUCGCUGCUGGCAGACGUGUGUGCUGGACUGGAGGAGGAGUUCCGCUUGGCUCCCGAUGCGCGGGGUGGGAUGGUGGAGUUCCGGCGCAUGCUCACCCUCAGUUUCUUCUUCAAGUUCUACAUCUCGGUGCUCCAGAAACUCAAGAAAUGCAGCGUCAGAGGGAAGUGUGGCAGCCUGGAUCCCACCUGGCUCAGUGCCGUGGCCCCUUUCCAGAAGCAUCCAGCCACCAGUGUCCAGCUCUUCCAGGAAGUGCCCAAGGGUCAGUCUGAGGAAGACAUGGUAGGUCGGCCUUUGGCCCACCUCACGGCAGCCAGGCAGGCCACUGGGGAGGCUGUGUACUGCGACGACAUCCCUCUGUAUUCCAACGAGCUCUACCUGCGGCUGGUCACCAGCACCAAGGCCCACGCCAGGAUCAAGUCUAUCGAUGCAUCAGAAGCUCAGAAAGUCCCAGGAUUUGUCCACUUCCUCUCAGUUGCUGAUGUUCCUGGGAGCAACAUCACUGGACUAGAAAAGGAUGAGACGGUCUUUGCGGAUGGUGAGGUCACUUGCGUUGGGCACAUCAUCGGAGCCGUGUUGGCCGACACCCCUGAGCAUGCCCAGAGAGCUGCUCAAGCCGUGAAGAUCACCUACGAGGAGCUCCCGGCAAUCAUCUCCAUCGAGGAUGCCAUAAAGAAUAAGUCCUUUCAUAAGACUUCCUUUCUGUCGACAAUGGAGAAAGGAGACCUCCAGAAGGGUUUUGCUGAAGCCGAUCACAUCCUUGAAGGAGAGGUGCACGUUGGGGGGCAGGAGCACUUCUACCUGGAGACUCAUAGCUGCAUUGCCAUCCCGAAAGGUGAAGAAGGAGAGAUGGAGCUUUUUGUAGCCACGCAGUGCCCAAUGAUAAUUCAGGAUUUUAUUGCCAAGGCCUUGGGUGUCCCAUCCAACCGGAUCGCAGUUCGUGUGAAGAGACUGGGAGGAGGCUUUGGAGGGAAAGAUCCCAGAACCGCGCUGCUGAGCACAGUGGUUGCUGUGGGAGCCCACAAGACUGGCCGCCCCGUACGCUGCAUGCUGGACCGAAAUGAGGACAUGCUGGUGACGGGCGGAAGGCAUCCCUUCAUGGCCCGCUAUAAGGUUGGCUUCAUGAAAGAUGGGAGAGUCGUGGCUUUGGAGGUCGAUCACUACAGCAACUCAGGCAACUCUUUAGAGUUCUCCGAGAGUGUCAUGCAGAAAGCUUUAUACCACAUGGACAAUUGCUAUAAAAUCCCCAACCUCCGGGGCACCGGGAAACUGUGCAAGACCAACCUGCCCUCCAACACGGCCUUCCGGGGCUUCGGGGCGCCCCAGGUGAUGCUAAUCACCGAGUCCUGGAUGAGCCAAGUUGCUGUGAAGUGUGGACGCCCGCCUGAAGAAGUGCGGAGGUUGAACAUGUACGAGGACGGGGACCUGACUCAUUUUAACCAGAAACUGGAGGGGUUCACGCUGUCCCGAUGCUGGUCUGAAUGCCUGGAGAGCUCCCAGUACCAUGCCAGGCGGAGGGAGAUUGAGAAGUUUAACAGGGAGAAUUAUUGGAAGAAGAGAGGAUUGGCUAUAAUUCCCAUCAAGUUUGGGCCUGGCUUCGAUCCUUCCUUCCUAAACCAGGGUGGUCUAAGCUUCUUCCUACAGGGUGGCGCUCUGGUGCACGUGUACACUGAUGGUUCAGUGCUUCUUACCCAUGGUGGGGUCGAGAUGGGCCAAGGACUUCACACCAAGAUGACCCAGGUGGCCAGCAGAGUCCUGGGAAUCCCAAUGUCCAAGAUCUACAUCUGUGAGACGAGCACCAGCACGGUGCCCAACACCACCUCAACGGCUGCCUCCGUCAGCACAGACAUCAACGGGAUGGCCGUCCAGGCUGCGUGUAAAACAAUUUUGGAAAGGCUGAAGCCGUUCAAGGAGAAAAACCCCACGGGCUCUUGGGAAGACUGGGUGACCGCCGCCUACUUGGCUCCUGUGAGCUUGUCAGCGACGGGAUUUUACAACUUUGAGAUCACCUCGAAGAAUCCCUUCUUCUACUUCACCUUUGGCGCGGCAUGCUCCGAAGUAGAGAUCGACUGCCUGACAGGUGAACACAAGAACAUCCGUACGGACAUCGUCAUGGAUGUCGGCACCAGUCUGAACCCGGCCAUCGAUAUCGGGCAGGUGGAGGGGGCCUUCGUCCAGGGCCUUGGACUCUUUACCCUGGAGGAGCUGCGCUAUUCCCCCGAGGGGAGCCUGCUGACCCGAGGACCCAACACCUACAGGAUCCCUGGUUUUGGUGACAUCCCCACCAAGUUCAACGUGUCUCUGCUCCGGGACUGCCCCAACCGGAAAGCCAUCUUUGCAUCCAAGGCUGUCGGGGAGCCACCCCUCUUCCUCUCCGCCUCCAUCUUUUUCGCCAUCCACGAUGCCAUCGGUGCAGCCCGAGCCCAGCAAUCAGAGAGGCAAUUGGACCCGCUUUUCCAACUGGACAGCCCGGCCACCCCGGAGAGGAUCCGCAACGCCUGCGUGGACAGGUUCAGCGCUAUGCUUCGCCCUGAGGAAUCCUCCGAUUAUACGCCGUGGUCUGUGAGAGUCUGAAAGGAAAGUCCAGGGCCAAAUUUUUGCUCAUAUCGCCUAAUGCUUUGAGAUCUAAUCCAGCAAAUCCCUAAAGUCAUAGCUGGCUAUUUACUCUACUUGAACCCUCGCAGCCCAGCAGCACUAAACCAAACUCAUUUAGCUCAUGGAGAAACAUCGUCCCUCGAUUACAUUACACUAACGGCUCUCAUCUCUCUUUACCCACAUAUUCAAUCUGUUACCAAAUCCUUCCAAUCAUUCAAUCAAUAAAUCUGUAUUUGUUGAGGGCUUACUCUGUGCAGAGCACUGUACUAAGUCCAUGGGAGAAUACAACUGAAUUGGUUGAUACAUUUCCUGCGCACAAGAAGAUGAACAGCCUCCAUGACUUUUCUAGUAUCCUUCCCUUCCUCUUUCUCCAAACAUCUACGAUGCUGACUGGUCCAAGCACUGUCAGCUUACUAUGUGCCCAGCACCAUAUUUAACACUGGGGUAGAUACGAGUUAAUCAGUUUGGACACAGUCCCUGUCCUACAAGGGGCCCACAGGUGCCCUGUUUGGCAGUAUGACAGCUUUCAGAGCAAGUAUCCCCCUCAAGAGAGUCAUCAGCAGAAGCCUAAUGGGAAGUUGGAGAACAGGAUCAGGAAUUUCUAGGCCAAUUGUAGACCCUUGGGCUGGAGAGGUUGUAGAUAUCGCCAAACUUUCUGCACCUAUGCUGCCAUAGUCUCUAGGACUGCUCCUGCAUCCAUCUUGUCAAGAAGCAUCAAUCGGGAGAAAUGAGAACAGUGAAUCCAAUCCUUGUUGAACAAGAUUGGUGGAAGAUCCAACCCCAGAAAAGAAGAUCAGGUCCAUGAGGGGAGUACCUAGUGCCAGCUCACUCGCCUUAAGCAACCAAAAUGUUCCAGUCCCAACAAUGACCUGCAGUCUGGACAGCUGUGGUCGCCUGGUCUGUUGUUCUCUCUUGGAAGGUGACAAUAGCAGUAGGCUGUUCCUGGAGAAGAAUGCUGCACCCAUACUGCAAUGGGAGGUGGAGAGUGUCCUGUGAUUUGCACUGUCGUAUGGAUUGUGGGAACUUUCAUGGUAUUUGGAGGAGAUUGAGUGGGGUGAAUGAUAUCUGAACCUGGUAAAUCUGGGGAUUUUCAGGAGAGUGGAGGUAGAGGACAGGAAGCAGUAAGGGAAUGGUGAUUCACAUAUUCAUGUUGGCCAUUCACUGGAGUUUUGUGAGACUGAGAAGAUCCUAUGUGUGCAGUUGUGUUUCUUUUAUGACCUGGAUUUACAUGGACUGUUGGAGGAUGGAUUUGGAGAGUGGAUUUUAGAUUGUGAAUAAAGGGCAGGAUUGCUGAGCCCAUACUAAUUGAAGAGC
Messenger RNA from Ornithorhynchus anatinus (platypus), 5404 nucleotides. Its product is annotated as xanthine dehydrogenase/oxidase-like. Bases 59 to 4069 code for a protein of 1336 amino acids. Gene Ontology annotation, molecular function: FAD binding; xanthine dehydrogenase activity; 2 iron, 2 sulfur cluster binding. Lineage: Eukaryota; Metazoa; Chordata; Mammalia; Monotremata; Ornithorhynchidae. The record is from RefSeq and is a predicted model, not a curated record. The transcript is spliced from 36 exons.